Chaetomium strumarium is the source of this 3442-nucleotide messenger RNA. RefSeq lists its product as uncharacterized. Gene Ontology annotation, molecular function: protein binding. The transcript is spliced from 4 exons. Lineage: Eukaryota; Fungi; Ascomycota; Sordariomycetes; Sordariales; Chaetomiaceae. Bases 144 to 3125 code for a protein of 993 amino acids. The record is from RefSeq and is a predicted model, not a curated record.
CUGCGAACCACGGCCUUUUCGACAACUGCGUGUGAGCUUCGGCCAUAGGCGAUAACUCCUUUUAUAUAAGCGCUGUGUUUCCAAACAUUGGCAGACCGUCUGCUCGUCGCUAGGACGCUUUGAUCGGUUGUGUCGACCAAGCGAUGGCCGCAACACCCACGGCAACCACGGCUACAAUGCCGUCCACGGAUGACGCCUGGAAAGCGGCGCAGAAAUUACGGGCCGCGAUCCUCAAGGAGUUGGAGCACAUUCAGACUGCCGGCCCUGGCACAAACGAGCUUGCCCGCUUUGAAAAGGUCGAGAAACUGAUGGAGACGUAUCGCCUUCGAUGCAUGGAAACCAUUUGGCUCGACAUCCGUGCUGCGAAGGAGAAGGGCGCCGAGGAUGCUCUCUGGCAGGUCCAUACCUUCGUCACAAAGGCCUACCGGAAGGUCCUUGCUAAACUCCAGGGCAACGACCAUGUCGUGCUCAGACGGAAACUUGAGAAGCUCUACUCAACCAACCUCAAGACGGCGCAGUACUUCUACAGAGGAUAUCUGCAGCGGACUUGCGCCCGAUAUGACAUGAAAGAUCUCAGGCGCAUUGCUAGCCGAGCCGAGCUUGAGGAGAUGCCUGUGCCAGACAAGGACAAGGUUGAUCCCACGGCUGCGCAGGUCCAGGAUGUUGUAAAGUCAUCGUGCCAUAAGACGCUCAUCUACCUCGGUGACCUGGCAAGGUACCGCACGCUCUUGCGCCCCAAAGACCGCAAGUGGGAGGGCGCUUUGGCAUAUUAUCAGCUGGCGAACGAGUUGGUCCCCGAAUCUGGAUAUGGCCACCACCAAUGUUCGGUGAUCUUCGUCGAGACCGAGGACCAUCUCGAUGUUGUCUACCAUCUUUACCGUGCUUUAGCCUGCAGCAUGCCGCACCCAAAUGCCCCGGCAAACCUGGAACGCGAGUUUCGUGAUCUCCAGAAGCGAAAGAGCGGCAGCACCCAACAUGCUCUGCUGACUUGGUUUGUUAAACUCCACGCUUUCUAUGCCCAGGGCAAGGAAUUCGCCGAGCGUAAGGAGCUCGAGAGCGAGGUUGAUCAUCGCUUCGCUGUGGCGAUGAAGACGGGAACGGGCUACGGCUCAGACAUGGAUCUGUUCAAGAUCGUUCUGAUCAACAUUACUGCGUUUGUUGCCGCUCAAGACAAGAUCCGUGCAAACUGGACCGAGGAGGGAUCCAUGGCCUGCCAGUACAUCCUGCUUCUCAACGUCCGAAUGAUCCACGCGAUUGCGCGCUUGCUCGGAGAGGAAUUAGCAGAUCUCAUCAAGCGUGCAAGCACAGAGGUUCCCGCUUCUGGUUCCGGUGCUACAUCCCAGGCGGAGAACUCGAUGACCAAGUUCACCCCUGCAUUCAACCGCGUCCUGCCGCUGCUACGCAUUUACAUGGCCUGGCUUUGUUACUACAGCUCGCAGCUGGUUGAAUUCCAGGCUCACCUGGAACCGCACUUUGGAACUAUGUGCACGACGCUGAGCAACACACUCACCCUCUUGUUUGAGUUGUUGGCGGUCAGACCACAACUUGGAAGCACCGUGCCGUGGCGCUUUCCUGAGGAUGAAAUGACUCUUGGCAUACAGUGCCUCAAUGGGCCAGAACUGCAUAACGGUUGUCAGCUUUACUACGACGCAUUUACGCUCAAGCCCAAGCCGCCCCGUGAAGACAUUUCUGGUGCUAACCACACGGCUGACGACGUCACAUUCACUCGUGCGCUCGACGUUCUACUGUGUGCGCUUGAUGUAUCAGCACCGGAGUCAAAGUUCCCAUUUACUACCUCCACAGCCACGAAAGGAUCCCGGGAGCUCACGAAGUUCGUAUAUCUAGAGGGCGGCAAGCCGAUUCCUACUCCAACCGUGCCACCCAUUCAGCACCCGGAGCCUACGGACGUUCCGACCACCGCUGAACAGGGGCGCCAAAGGCCAGUUGUGGCCCCGAGUCCGUGCGAGUCUAAUGAACUUUCUGAGGAUCGGGACUUCUAUGGGCCAGAUCUGCGGAAGGCUGGGAAGGGUACUUACAGUAGCAGAGGUGGAGCCGCUACCGGCACUAUACAGGCAGCACCUGCUACCGAGUAUCCGAUCGAGAAGCAGCUGUUCCAGAUACUCAACGACUUCAUGGCGCCACCAGAGUCUUCCCACGCGGCCAAGCCCGAGACGCCCGGCCGUUCUCAUGCGCGGACAGACUCGUACGGAAUGGGCUCUGCGGCAGUGGCUGAAGCCUUUGCAUCUGGCGACUCGGCCAGUCCCGCGCCUGGCUCGGCUGGGAUGAAGCCAAUUCCGACUCUACCUUGGGACUACUUCUACAAACCGGCACCCGUUGACCCGGCUCUACAGCAGUCUGGCUCUAGCGGUACGGGCUCUGGUUGGGGGCCCAAUGGUGCAAGGUUCUCUCGCCCGGCGAGCUCUGGGAAUGCGGCGCAACUUAGAGCCGGAUCAACUAACAGCAAUCCACUGCGUCAGAUGCAUCAAAGGUACGACAGUCUGGAUCAGGCAAGGCUCGGGAACCAAACGGAGGCGCUCCGGUCUCUGCACUUGAGCUCGGACAACGUUGGCCAGUAUCAGCAGGGCUCUGCUAGCCAGGGAAUGUGGUCAGGGGCCCUCAAUGGAGAAUCGACCACUGCGCGGGCAAUGCCGUCCAACCCUCUACAACAGAGUCCCUGGCCGUCUGCCAACCCAUGGCAAACGACCUACGGUCAAAACCAUUCGCCCAACAACCGAGUGCCCAACUCGUCCUUUUCGAGCCUUGAGUUUUCUGCCAAUACCUUGAGCCUCCCCCAGGUCAAUAGCCCGUGGGGCGUGCCGACGGCAGCUCAGAGGUUCUCUGCGGCGCAGCAGUCUCCAUCUACCUCUGCCUCGCUCGGCGUCCAUCCCGGUGUAUCGGCUUCGUCCUCGUCCGGCAGCAGAUUUCCGAGCGCCUACGCCGCUGCAAUGGCCGGCGAGCCAGCCGCGCAGCGUCUGACUACUCCUUGGCCUGAUGCCCGCCAGCCGCGGUCCGGCGUGAAUCCCGCACUUGCGGGAGGAGACAUUUGGGUGAAUCCGAUCCGAAACCCUGCCGUGAGCCAGACGGCGAAUGGGGAGCCGGUGAUGCAGGGCAUGCCCAAACGCUGAACGUUGCGAGUCACUUAUGAUGUCCACUCCAUCGUUCAGGCAUGGCCGUUCGCUCGGUAUUCUGCCGUGUUUAAUGGGUCCUCUGCGACACCCGGCAGUAGUGGGAGCCAGAUCACCAGUCUCUAGGGCAGAGAACAAGGCGAAAGGAGCUGUUACGACUGGUCGGGAAUUGGCCGCGAUUGCGACCCCAGGGAGACGGAUUCGUUCCACCCACACUGUCCUUGCUUGGUCUGCAUACAGCGGGCGUCUAAGGGCUAGCCCGGCCCUUGACUUGGCAGGACGUCGCCACAUUGCGUUCCGAAGUGGCCUGUUUGUGU